Messenger RNA from Exaiptasia diaphana, 1970 nucleotides. RefSeq names its product transcriptional regulator ERG. The transcript has 6 exons. The record is from RefSeq and is a predicted model, not a curated record. Bases 242 to 1591 code for a protein of 449 amino acids. Gene Ontology annotation, biological process: cell differentiation; regulation of transcription by RNA polymerase II. Lineage: Eukaryota; Metazoa; Cnidaria; Anthozoa; Actiniaria; Aiptasiidae. Gene Ontology annotation, cellular component: nucleus. Gene Ontology annotation, molecular function: sequence-specific DNA binding; DNA-binding transcription factor activity, RNA polymerase II-specific.
AACUCUGAUAAGCUAUAAAGUAAGGUAUAUAGCACAGUUCCUUUAGCGCUCUCAACCAGUGUGAACCGUCAACGUGAGUUGAGUCAACCAAAGUUAACUGACCAUUUGAUAACCGGAUAAAGCAAAGGAAACUUUUCGUCCUGAAUUGAAAAGUAUAUUCAAAACACAUUGUUUAAAAUUAUCGCCGGCCGGCAUUCCUUCACACGAACUUAUUAUUACUUCGUCGAAGAUCAUCGACAAUAUGUAUGGACUGGAGUCGAACGUAGUGCCUGACGCGUCAGUGUAUGUACAGGAAUCGCUUUUAGAGGAACAAUCGUUGUUCGACCCGCCGUUUAACGACGCCUACAAACCCGUCAAACCAAGUCAAAAAAAUGACUCAUUUUAUGGCAAGAAAAGGUCUCUUGAAGCCGAGCUUGAGGAACCCGCAGCCAAGCGUCCGUUUGUUCCGACCAAUGACUACCUUGAAAGAAGCACUCCGUCACCCGCGCCACCACAAAACCUUGCGCACGAUCGUCGAGUGAUCGUCCCGGCAGAUCCCAUGAAUUGGACAAAGGAAAAUGUUCAGCAAUGGAUCCUGUGGGCCAUCAAGGAGUUCAGUCUUAAAGACAUUGACGUGGACAAAUUUGACAUGGACGGCCGAGAUCUUUGCCGUUUGACCCGAGAAGACUUUAUGAAACUCGCGCCCGCAUACAAUGGAGACAUACUUAUGGCUCAUCUUUGUGUUUURAGAAAAACACCCUUGCCAAACCUAACUUCAGACGAUAUUGAUCGCGCAUUGGCACCAGCCUCUACUCAAGGGCCGGCUUACGUUCCCGCGUCAUCUGUGUACGAUUCAAGACAACAUCCAGUAAUUACAAGCAAUCCUAAUGCCCUUAGGGGUCCUGAGUUUGGACAAUCACCGCGUUAUACUGGAAGUGAAGCUUAUGAUAGAACCACUCCAACUAGCUGGACAUCAUCUCAACAAACACCCAGACUGUCCCACCUCAAGGAURGUGUAGUUCCAAAUAAACAACUCUCUGAUACACAACUUCAGAGUUCGUUCUCGGCUAGUUCUCUUGGACACCGACCGGAUACACCAGCAACGGGAAGCGGCCAAAUUCAAUUGUGGCAGUUCUUGUUGGAGUUAUUAUCGGAUCCUAAAAAUGCCAACUGUAUUGUYUGGGAAGGUACUAAUGGGGAAUUCAAACUCACUGAUCCYGAUGAAGUUGCUCGUCGCUGGGGAGAACGAAAGAACAAACCAAACAUGAACUAUGAUAAACUAAGCCGUGCUUUACGGUAUUAUUACGAUAAAAGUAUCAUGACAAAGAUCCACGGCAAGCGUUAUGCCUACAAGUACGACUUCCAAGGACUCGCUCAGCUCAAUCAACCGAUCACUUCUGAUGCUCAAGCACACGCUCAAGCUGCAUAUAAAUUUUCUGGAUCAGAAUUCUACGCCGGUUUUCCUGGAGCCCCUUCAUUGUAUGCGCAUCCUGGUGCUAACCCUUGUUUCCAAAUGCCCUAUUGGGCAAGAGCACCCCCGGCCUACACCCAGUCAAGAACAAUGUACCCUUCGCCGAUGGCCUCGGGCAUGGGAAUGACAUACUACGCCUAGAUAUCAAAUUUUUACAGAGACAAUUUAUAGAUAGUUUAUAUAAAUUAUAUAUAUAUAUGUACACUUACAAAUUGUUAUAUUUAUUUACGCAUUCAAGGUUAAAUGCAGAUAGUACUAUUAAUUGUACUGUAUAUUUUUAUUCGUCACCAUCAAAAAAUAUAUUUUUAUAGUUAAGUCUACACGAGUGUAAGCAGUUUCCUAUUUCACGGUGGAUUGCGAGGCAAAUAAUUCUUAUUCUAUUCCGGUUUCUGUUGUGUACUCUUCACAAAGAAUAUUUAUUGUUUGGGUAAACCGGGUCRAGAUAAUUUAUACAAAGAGAUGUAUGGUAUUAGCCAUAUUUUAUUAAAAAGCUGUAAAUAAAAUGACUUUUACUGAUCAA